AUGUUUAUACAUAUGUAUAAUACAUAUUGCUUAUAUAUCAUGUUGUUUUCUUACCUUUUUAUAGGAUAUAGAAUUCUUAGGAUAUCAGAAAAUAGCCCUUGUUCCAAUGUUGGUCUAGAAAUAUUUUUCGACUACAUAAUUCAAAUAGACGAUUUGAAAUUAUUAGAUUCUUCUAAAAGUACCUAUGACAAUUUUAUCGAAAAAAUAAAACUGCAUGAAAAUAAAGAAUUAACUCUAGAUGUUUAUAAUUGUAGAUAUGAUAAAAUAAAGAAGGUUAAAGUAAUCCCAGGAAAAUGGGAGGGGAAUGGAUUAUUAGGAAUUCAUAUAAGUUAUGAAUUUUUAAAUGCUUUAAAUGAGGGUGUAAGAAUAUUAGAAAUUUUGGAAAAUUCUCCUGCAUAUCAAAGUCAAUUAAUAGAAUACGAAGAUUUUAUUAUUGGAUAUGAUAAAGGUAUUUUUAGAAAUCAAGAUGAAUUCAUGAGUUAUAUAAAUAUGAAUAAUAUAAUAAAAGAAAAUUCUCAUGAUAAAAAAGUCAUAUUUAACACUAAUUUAUAUGUUUAUAAUUAUAAACAUGAACAUAUUAGAAAAGUGCAAAUUCAACUUAAUGAUUCUUGGGGUGGAAAAGGAUUACUUGGUUGUAAUGUUGCUACAGGUUAUCUACAUAAAAUUCCACCUUGUCAAAUUAAAGGUGAAGAAGAAAAGGAAAAUAUAAAUUUAAAAGAGUCAUUAUCAUUAUCUGAUAUUAAAAAUAAUGAAAGUGAAUCUAACAAUUAUAAAAAGGAAUAUUUGGAUAUUACAAAAGUAAACGAUUUAGAAAUUGUUUUGUUAAGUGACAGUGUUGGAAAAAAUCCAAAUAAUAUAAAUAAUACCGAAUCAAAUGAAAAGGAUUCAACAAACAUAAUACCUCUAUGGAAAAAUGAAGAUGAAAAAUCAGGACGUGAAGAUAAAAAUUAUAUAAAUUCACAGGGGGUGAAACUAAACCAUGAUAAUAAUAUAAAUUAUAUGAAAAAUGAUAGUAAUAGUAAUAGUAAUAGUAGUAAUGGUAGUAGUAAAACCCUUGAAGUAGAUAUGGAUAACAAUGCAGAAACCAUUAAUUAUGAUGAUAAAUUUUCGUAUGAACUAAAAUCCACAUUAGAUGAUCAAGCAGAAGAAGAUAUUCAUGAAAUAAAAAAAGAAAAGUACCAAAAUGAACAGGUAGUAUUGGAAGAUAUAAAAAGAGAAGAACUAAAUAAUAGCCAAGAAAUAAAAAAUGAAAUAGAUACUUAUAAUUUUAAAAAUGAAGAUAUAAAAGAUGAAAUACAUAUAAUAAAAGAAGAACCAAUAAAUAAAUAUAAUGAUAAAACUAGUAGACUGAUAGAUAGCUAUUCUGAUUAUGUAAAGAAGAUGACAAUAUAUAGUAAAGAAAUGAAUGAGAUAUAUGAAAGCAUGAACAAAAAUAGUGAAAUUCUAAAUAGUAUAAAAAUGAAUGCAACAUUUAAUUAUGUAAAUGAUAAUAAUAAUAAUAAUAAUAUAUUAAAUGUAGAUAAACGUGUUCAUACUGAGGAAUAUAAAAAUGUACAUUCUCAAGAAAUACCUAUUCUUAUAAAUCCAUAUGAAAAUACAACAAUUUUAAAUAGCUCUAAAAUGGAUAAUAUAACAAAAGGAACUCAUAUUAAUAAUAAUAAUGAUGAUAUUUAUUCAAAUGAAAAUGUUCAACAUUUUCAUGAACCCUCAUUUAAUUAUGUUCAAGAUGUAAGAAAGAACAUAUAG
Plasmodium reichenowi is the source of this 1746-nucleotide messenger RNA. RefSeq names its product golgi re-assembly stacking protein 2. The transcript has a single exon. Gene Ontology annotation, cellular component: Golgi apparatus. The record is from RefSeq and is a predicted model, not a curated record. Bases 1 to 1746 code for a protein of 581 amino acids. Gene Ontology annotation, biological process: Golgi organization. Lineage: Eukaryota; Apicomplexa; Aconoidasida; Haemosporida; Plasmodiidae. Gene Ontology annotation, molecular function: protein binding.